CAACCCUUGCAUCCUCAAAAAUUUCCCAAACUCUUCUUCUUUCGGUGGCGGCGCUUUCCUACAAGCGCCGCCUCUUGUUCCUGCAUUUCAAGACAUGGGGGAUCCCAUUGCCAUUGUUCCAUACGACCCACACGAUGAAGAUGCCACCAUGAUUCUUAAUUUCAGCGGCCAUAAUCCCACGCUUCUUGAUUCACACAACCACGCACAGUUUUCUUGCUUUUCCUCGCCGUUGCCUGAACUGGAUGUGGAUGAUGCAGCAGCCAUACUGGCCGACAUUGAUUCAUAUUUAGAUGAUACGAGUUUUUCCGUUGGAGCGUCAGACAAUAACAACGUUGAAGCGGGUCCUUCAGAAAUUCGCCAGCACAAUCUUCCGGUUUCUCAUCAGAAUCUGGAUGUAGCAUUUUCGUGGCAGGGCUCACCAAUACCAUUUUCUUGCACUCUCUGUCAAGUGCUUCGCGAAAUAGUUCAUACUGAUUGUAUUCAUUUUUCCAAACUCCAAAUUCACGGCACGCUCGGGCUCAUCUCUCAUGCGGUUUUUUAUCAGAAUGCCGGUGUGCGUUCUUCGGCCCAUCAACGAUUUCAAAUAUUCGAUUUUUCCGAUAAAAGCUUGUACCAAAUCAAGGCUUUCCUAGUCCGACACUGCUUGAUCCAAAGUUCAAUGGGCUACUUCAUGAUGCAAGAUCCACUUUCUUCCUAUUAUGAAGCCCUCUGCUGUGGAUUGGAUUGGGCUGAAGACUCCCGUGAUGACUUCAGUGACCAUAAACCUGAAACUUCGGGAGCAAAAUCUGGCAUGGAACAAGAGGAGGAGGCCGGGGAUGGCACAGCAAGGACUUCAAACACUUGCCAUGCGGAACAGAGGGAGAGGAUCGCGAGGAUGAAAUUGAGCGAUAUGAGAGGAUUCUUUAGUCUGCCUAUUCAAAAAGCAGCCAAGAAAUUGAAGUUAUGUCCCACUGUUAUGAAGAAAAUAUGUCGUAAAGAAGGACUACAGCAAUGGCCUUACAGAAAGGUAAAAAGCUUGGUGAGGCAAAUAUCAAUACUGAGAAGGGCUCUGGAAUCAGAAGAUGGUGCGUCAACAAGGUCACAAACCGAAGCAGAAAUUGAGAGACUAGAACAGGAAAUAUUUCGGCGCUGUGGUGGAUUCCCCCCAACUUCAUGGAAUUUCGAAUGAAAGUUGUAAAUGGAUUGUAAACAUAACUGUUCUUCUUCCAUAUGUAUGUAUACAUGGAGGAAGGCUUUUCCCUUCGGAAAUUACUGGAGUUGUUGAGGAGGCUUCUUUCAGUAACGGUAUGAAAUUCAUAUUCUCUUUCCCAACAUGUUUGCAUGGAUAGCCAAGUAGGCUUAUCGUG
Molecule: messenger RNA, 1346 nt
Organism: Prosopis cineraria
Lineage: Eukaryota; Viridiplantae; Streptophyta; Magnoliopsida; Fabales; Fabaceae
Exons: 5
Coding region: 95-1168 (357 amino acids)
Molecular function (GO): DNA-binding transcription factor activity
Source: RefSeq, a predicted model, not a curated record